Molecule: messenger RNA, 5691 nt
Organism: Oncorhynchus gorbuscha (pink salmon)
Lineage: Eukaryota; Metazoa; Chordata; Actinopteri; Salmoniformes; Salmonidae
Product: CCR4-NOT transcription complex subunit 4-like
Exons: 13
Coding region: 908-3472 (854 amino acids)
Biological process (GO): protein ubiquitination
Cellular component (GO): CCR4-NOT complex
Molecular function (GO): RNA binding; ubiquitin-protein transferase activity; metal ion binding
Source: RefSeq, a predicted model, not a curated record
AGUCGAAACUAUUAUUGUAACUGUCUGCUGGUAAUUUCGUGGUAACAUAACAUUUAUCUUGAACGAAUUUAUACAGUUUCUGCCUCAAUGCCAAUCAUUUUUUUGCAUUGACGCCUAGCUAGUUGUGGAUUUAAUCUAAUGUCAAUGGUUUACUGUGUCUUGAGUCUGUUAGCUCGCAAGCUAACGUUAGUAGGCCGCAGUCGCUAACUAGCCUAGAUUCUGAAGUUAGCUUGUUUGCUAACGUUAGCCUCUUAGCACUUUCGUUGGUUAACAAGCUGUCACUUUGUAUUCACACGACAGUGCCUGUCAUGUGAACGUUGGGUAUUUACUCAAAGCAAAACGUCAAAAACGGACGGCAUUUGACUCGUUGACUUGAGUCUUACUCCUAUUUUUAUUGUUUUAGGCACCUGACCGGCUUUUUUUUUUGCGAGCUAACUAACAUAUGUUAACACAGGAGAGAAUCAUUGCAAACCAUUAGCAGCAUGUUAACGUUAAUUACCUAGCUAUUUGGCUUCAUAGUAUCAGUCAUCUGACCAUUGCUGCUUAUAGUACUUGUAUACCUGCAUUAUUUGUUGAGGGGAAUGUUUGCUAUGUCCGCUGUAGUUUAGCAAGGGAUUUAAAUAUGCGUUUGAACUAUUAUAUUGGAAAGUACCUAAUGUUAGUUGGUUAACUAGUGUUACCCAUGAAGCUAACGUAAGCUAGUUUGUCAAUUGCCGUUACUUGUAAUCAGCUAGCUAGCUCACUGGUAGAGUGACUUCCAGUUUGCAAUCUAGUUCUAUUAAAGACCAGCGCGAACUCUUCCACAAACUCCAAGAUUCAAUAGACCUGGUUUUUAAUCAGUCUUUGAUCUAUUACAGUUGACAUCUACAAGAAGCCGUGACACCUGCUCCCUUCACCGUACCAUAGGAUGUCCCACAGCCCCGAGAUGAAGGAUGACUCUAUGGAGUGCCCUCUGUGCAUGGAGCCGCUGGAGAUUGACGACGUCAACUUCUUCCCCUGCACCUGUGGCUACCAGAUCUGCCGCUUCUGCUGGCACCGCAUCCGCACAGACGAGAACGGCCUCUGCCCCGCCUGCAGAAAGCCGUACCCGGAGGACCCUGCGGUGUACAAGCCCCUGUCACAGGAGGAGAUCCAGAGGAUAAAGAACGAGAAGAAGCAGAAACAGAACGAGAAGAAGCAGAAGGUGACAGAGAACAGGAAACACCUGGCCAGCGUCCGCGUGGUGCAGAGAAACCUGGUGUUUGUGGUCGGGCUCUCUCAAAGGCUCGCAGAUCCAGAGGUUCUAAAAAGGCCAGAGUAUUUUGGGAAGUUUGGGAAAAUACACAAGGUGGUCAUCAACAACAGCACAUCAUAUGCAGGUUCACAGGGUCCCAGUGCCAGUGCCUAUGUCACCUAUAUCCGCUCUGAAGACGCCCUCAGAGCAAUACAAUGUGUAAACAAUGUAGUGGUGGACGGCAGAACACUCAAGGCUUCUUUAGGUACAACAAAAUACUGCAGUUACUUCCUCAAAAGCAUGCAGUGUCCCAAACCAGACUGUAUGUAUCUACAUGAGCUGGGGGACGAGGCGGCUAGCUUUACUAAAGAGGAGAUGCAGGCUGGGAAACACCAAGAAUACGAGCAAACACUACUCCAGGACCUCUACAAAAUGAACCCAAGCUUUCUACAAACGUCACCGUGUGCAGGGGAAAAGUCCAAAAGCAGAUCUUCAAAUUCUACACACAGACCCAACAAUGGCAAAGAUGGGUGGCCGAUUCUAUCGGGGUACGGUGGCAAACUGGCCAAUGGCCUGUCAGAGGACAGGAAGUCUCCUCCACUGCUAGACUGCUGCCUGGACCCAGAGGGCCUAACCGAUGGGUUAGGACUUGGCCUGGGGCUGGACACCGAGCUGGGGAUGGGGUCUGGUCAGGGUGCUGCCCUGUCCCCCUUCUCCUCUAACUGUGACAGCAACAGUCCCAGCGACAAACCUCCGGAAUCAAUAAGUAUGGUGAAUGGAGAGACAUUACAACAGAUGCCUAACAGUGAGUCCCCCUCCUCUCCUCCGGGGCUGACCAGACCUCCGAGCAGUCUGGUGGUUCCUAUCAGUGUAGUGGACCUCACCGCCCGCUCUCCCUUCGAGGGGGCUGCUGCAGAGUCCCAGUCGCUCUUCUCAGACAACAGUAACUUCAGACAACCCAACCCUAUCCCGUCUGGCCUGCCCCCCUUCCCUAACACACCUAGAGGGGGAUCCGACUGGCCCAUGACCCCUGAACCACAGAGCCUCUUCGCAUCAGACACAAUACCGGUCUCGUCCUCCACAGACUGGCAGGCGGCCUUCGGCUUCGGCUCCUCAUCCAAGACACAACAGCAGGACGACGACCUAGGCUUCGACCCCUUCGACAUCACGAGGAAGGCCCUGGCUGACCUCAUAGAGAAGGAGCUGUCAGUCCAGGACCAGCCCAGUCCGCUGGGGUCCCCCGGCCCCUUCAGCCUCCACCACCCCGGGUCCCACCACGGCCUUCACCUGCCCCCCUCCAACCCCAACCAUUUCCCCAGUAGCCUUGGACCUCCACCCCGACUCUCUCAGCUCCACCACAGGCAAAUCUAUAGUUCCUUUAGUUUCCCUGGUUCCCAGAGUCAGAGUAGUCAUCAUGGUGGAAGUCAGGCUGCCCAGGCCGCCACAGCCUCUCGGCAUCCCUGGAUGGACAUGUCUCCCUCGGCACGCAGCAAUAAUCACCUCUCACACUUGAACCACUCGGCCAACGCUGGAGGGGGACAUGGAAACUUCCUGGACUUGAGCAUGCCUCCUCAGCGCCACAGUACAGGGCUGGGAGGGAUCCCCAUAUCAGAAAGCAGCUGUUCUAUAGAUGGCCUCAAUGUGAAAGAAUGGCAGGCUGGCCUGAGAGCUCUCCUCCCUAACAUUAACAUCAACUUCGGCGGUCUCCCCAACUCCUCCUCUUCCUCCUCCUCCUCAUCGUCCUCCAGUGUGAAUCACAUCGGGCGUCCCAACCACCUGGGGGGGCUAAAUGGGCCAGUGGGGCUAUCACACAGCCUCAGCUGGGACGGUACGGCCAGCUGGAUGGACCCAGCCAUCAUCACAGGUAGCAUCCCAGCCUCGACAGGGAACAGUUCAGACCUUUUCCAAGAGGACCAGAAUCCUCCUCACUGGCUCAAGUCCCUCCAGGCCCUGACAGAGAUGGACGGCCCUGCCCUGCCUAGCUCCUCUCUCCCCCAGCAGCCCCAGAACCAACAGCACCUGUCCCUCCACAGCCACCACCAUGGCCUCCUAGACCAGGCUGCCUCACACCCACACCUCCCCCUCCACCACAGAGCUGGCUCCGGCUGGGCCCCUUACCUUCCCAGCCUGGCCCAACCCACACAGGCCAACCCCAGCCAGUUUCACAGCCCUCCCCCAGGUUUCCAGACAGCCUUCAGACCCCCAGGCCAGAGCGCUACAGAGCUGCUAAACAGUACCACCGCCGGAGACCGACACUAAAGACAGAUUACAGCAGUGUCCCAACCCGAUGCAGAUACAGUGUACACACACCAAUCUGCAGAUUAUCAAAUUAUGAAGAAUUAUUAGCUAACAAAAUAACAAGGCUGCUUUCUUUGUCCUUUAAACUUCUAUCUUUUUGUUCUGUUCUGACGGCCUGUUUGUUCCUUUUUUCUCUCUUUUUUUCUUUCCCCGUGUCACAUGACAUGCAUUGCUAGGUACCCUCCCUUUUGGUCUGCCACCGACCAAGUCAAUGCCUUACUGUGAGCUCCAGUAGUCAGGGGGUGGGGGUUCAGUAGUUGUGAAACGUUUUGAAAACGGAAAGUGUUUCUUAUUGGAUAAAUCCAUGUUGUCCCCGCCGGUUUCACUUAGUUUUCUUUCGUUUGGUGCAUAAUGAAUAUGACCCAGGUGAAUUGUUUGGGAUCAGACACUGCUGUGAGCUCCACUUGAGGUCCGUUCUUUAUGAUCUAGACGAGCACGGAGAACAGGAGCAGUACUAGGUUUGGUGACGCCGACGUGGAUAACUACAAAACGCACAGGAAACCAGAUUAACGUGGGUCAUUUUAAGAAGUUAACUCGUGGUAUGAAAUGGAUGAAAGAAGUGAAGUCACGAUUACUCUUUGAGGAUGAAGCAACCAAAUGAAUGGAAAAUCUGCUCUUAAAGCUUUGCCCUAAAUACCCUCAUCAACCCCACUUUCAACAGAACAGGAGACCUGGAUGAAACUCUACGUUCCCUCGCUGCAGAGAAACCCUGGAGUGGUUCACUUUGGGCAUGUGACAAAAUGCCUCAGUUUAACGGUUUAACAGGUAUGGUUGAGAAUCUUUAGAGAACUAUUGUUGAGGGACUUGUCGUAGUUGGUUCAGAUGACAGGAAGUUCUGCAGACAGAGAUGGGCGGACUAAGACGUUAGGAGGGGUGAGUUGAGGGCACAGGUAGGCUAUACGUGCUACGGUUUCCAUGUUAGACACACGGUCACAAUGGUGACGUUCCAGGCCGACUAGAUUGUAGUCGUGCUGCACUCAAUGCAGCAACCAAUGAUCGACCUUUGAAGUCGGUGUCAGACUGCUAUAUCAUAUGUGGUUAGCUGAGAACUGAUCAGCUAUAGCUGAUUUAACUGGUUAGCUGAGAACACCUAUUCAGGCGUUGUGAGAUCUGGCAGGCGACUGCAAUGUAGUCUGCCUGGAACGCGUCCAACCAAUGACUUGUCUCAUGCAGGUCAUUAAAACCAAUGUUCAUCCCUUUGGGGUCAGGGGUCAUGGUGCCCCGUCCUGUAGUAGAGGGAAGAUUCAGUUGAACCUCUGUAUCAGAGGAAGUAGCACCACCUAACAGGAGGGCUGGCCGACUGGUUAAAGAGUCCACUGUUCCCGGGUCGGAAGAAGAAUAGGUCAAGACUCGCGAUACCAGACCUCGGCACGUUAACUGCUAAUUCUGGUGAAACGGAGCGGUUGGCGUCGAGGCUAGGGGGAAAAAAGUACAGUAUUUAAAAACUGUUGGGAAUAUUACAGGCUAAUACUGGGACAUCCUGAAACCAGGAUUUGGUCUUCUACACAGUGCCACUGUGUGGUACCUCCAGUAGCUAAACCCUUAUCAGGAGAACGACCAGAAAGCAGACAAAACAGAAAUGAAGGGGUUGAUGAAAAGGCUUCCAGGAUAUGCAGGUCAAAACUAAUACUAAUAAGGGUAGCCAAUAGCGUUACAAGUUUACACCUUGUUAGACCCGUGAGGGCUUUCAACGAGGCCUUUACCAUGAAUUAAUGAGAGGCGCUUGAGUGAUUGGGAAAUGGUGUCAAGAUGUUCUGAUAUGUAUCUGUAUAAAACGUCUGAGAAUGGAAAUAAUGCAAUGUGAUAUCGUGAAGUGCUACAAGACAAGCUGACAAACGACGGCUUGCAAUUUAAUCCAAGGAGCUCUCUGCCUUCCUCUGGGCCAAGAGAAUUAAUAACCUCUCCUUCCUUCACAGACCCUUUCUUUUAGUCUUAACUCAUGAUCUCUCCAUCUUUCUCUCUCUUUCGCUCUGUUCAUCCCUCCCUCUUUCUCCUGCUGUCCCCUAUUAAAAACAGUAUUCACCAGAAACAAGAACUGAUCCAGGAGAAACCAACGGUCAGUCAUACUACCGUGGUUUUGAACAUGAUGCUGAGUUAAACACUCAUUGAGGAGCUUAAAGGAAUUGAACUGUCCUCUGCAGGUCUGGAAAAAGAAACCUUAAAUAAAACGGAAAAACCCA